This is a messenger RNA of Colletotrichum graminicola M1.001, 549 nucleotides long. RefSeq names its product zinc knuckle. The record is from RefSeq and is a predicted model, not a curated record. Gene Ontology annotation, cellular component: cytoplasm. Gene Ontology annotation, molecular function: mRNA binding; single-stranded RNA binding; zinc ion binding. The transcript has 8 exons. Gene Ontology annotation, biological process: positive regulation of cytoplasmic translation. Lineage: Eukaryota; Fungi; Ascomycota; Sordariomycetes; Glomerellales; Glomerellaceae. The coding region runs from base 1 to 549 and encodes 182 amino acids.
AUGCUAUUGGCGGCAGUUUGCGGUGCUGCUGGUCACCAGGCCCGCGAGUGCCCUAACCGUGGCGCCGCCAAGUGCUACAACUGUGGCAACGAGGGUCACAUGAGCCGUGACUGCCCUGAGGGCCCCAAGGACACCAAGUCCUGCUACCGCUGUGGCCAGGCUGGCCACAUCAGCCGUGACUGCCCCCAGGGAGGCAACGUCGGCGGCGGCGGCGGUCCCUCCAGCUCCGAGUGCUACAAGUGCGGUGAGGUCGGUCACGUUGCCCGCAACUGCCCCAAGUCUGGCGGUGGCUACGGCGGCGGCCAAGGCGGCUACGGCGGCGGCUACGGUGGUGGUGGCGGCUACGGCGGUGCCAGCCAGAAGACCUGCUACUCUUGCGGCGGCUACGGCCAUAUGUCUCGCGACUGCACCAACGGCUCCAAGUGCUACAACUGCGGCGAGAACGGCCACUUCUCCCGCGAUUGCCCUAAGGAGUCUUCCGGCGGCGAGAAGAUCUGCUACAAGUGCCAGCAGCCCGGCCAUGUUCAGUCCCAGUGCCCCAACAACUAA